GCUUGAUCCGUGAUCAUAGCAUCACUGAACUAACACUAUGUAACGACGACAGAUAUGCUUCUCAUCACUGCGGUAUUGGUCCUCACCGAUUCUAGUCGCACUGUUGAGGUGACACUAACACCUACAGCCGCCGCUGCGAUCCGUGGAUUAGGCCACCUCCGUUGCCUCGGAUUGAUGUAUCGACUCGUUCAUCCGCAUCUAGCCCAUAGGCGGACAGUACGUCCAUAUGUGCACAACGUCUGAUUCCGCGGUCUGUGCCAACGAGGCACUGUCCUUCUCACACCGAAUCCCAACCAUCCACGACUUGGAUCGGCGGAUAGUAGCUAAGAACCGCAAUCCGGUUUCUU
Fomitopsis serialis is the source of this 347-nucleotide messenger RNA. RefSeq lists its product as uncharacterized. Bases 55 to 243 code for a protein of 62 amino acids. The record is from RefSeq and is a predicted model, not a curated record. The transcript has 2 exons. Lineage: Eukaryota; Fungi; Basidiomycota; Agaricomycetes; Polyporales; Fomitopsidaceae.